UUAUGAGUUUCACCGGAUCGCUCUCUCGGAUCUUCAGUCCGAAAUGUAUUAUUCUGACAGGCGUGUCUUUUUGCAUGAUCGCGACCGUAUUGCUGGCGCUGGGCGGGGGGAAACCUAUUGGCCAUAUCGUUGCUAUAUUUCAAGUCGCACCUUCGUCUAUGGCAGGCACAGUUGGUGCCAUCUUUAACGGCGCUCUUCAAUUUGGAUCAGCAAUUGGUCUCGCUGUUGCCAGUUCAAUAGAGACAUCCGUGGAGGCCAUCCAUGGGGGCUCACAUGAGUAUAAAGGACGAGCCGCAGUAUUUUGGUUCCUCUUGACAGUUGCCUCUAUUCUUACGGACCACGCACCCCAACCAGAACACGGCGACCCCAGACAUCCUGCUCGACGGAGCACGGACUGUGACGAAAAGCUCGAUGACGCGAACGUGACCAUGAUCGAAAAAGCCGACCUAGCGAAUCUACAGGGGUAGGUUCUUUUUGAUGAGCGUUCCUUUAGACGACCACUUUCGUUGAUGACAUAUUUCUUUUU
Suillus fuscotomentosus is the source of this 526-nucleotide messenger RNA. RefSeq lists its product as uncharacterized. The transcript is spliced from 3 exons. NCBI's taxonomy places the organism in Eukaryota, Fungi, Basidiomycota, Agaricomycetes, Boletales, Suillaceae. The annotation marks the transcript as partial. The record is from RefSeq and is a predicted model, not a curated record.